GAUACUGGUGGAAGACUUUAAAAGAUGUGUUCCAGCUGAAUUAACAACAUAUUUAAAUGAAAAGGCAGUGGAAACUUUACAAGAAACUGCUAGGUUGGCAGAUGAUUAUGCUUUAACCCAUAAAUCCAAAUGGGGACAACCUAAAACCUUUCAAAAGAGUUACAAAGACAAUCCAGGUAAACCGGAGAUUAAAUUGGGAGGUAAUCAAAAAGGAAAAGAUGAAAAGAAGCCAGGGCUGGAGAAACCUGUUGAGCGUACUUGUUAUUACUGUAGGAAACCUGGCCACGUGAUAUCUAAUUGUGCCCUUUUGAAGAAAAAGAAGGAAGCUGGGCCCAAUGCUUGCUUUCAGACAAUUAAAAAUCAAAAAGGUUCAGGAGAUGCUGUUAAAGAUCAGUCCUUGCAAGAGGGAAAAGCGGAAAAGUUGGAGGAGAUCAUCAUUGAUCGUGUCCAAGAUACACACCUGUUGAAAGGAAACAUCAGGUGUUGCUGACAUGAUCUGGAUCUGAAGAGGCUUGUACGUGUGGGACAAAGGAGCCACAUCAUCCAUGUCAUGUUUGAAACCGAAACAGAGCAAUAUUUCGCUGAGCAGAGAAUUGUGUGAUGGCACGUGAUAAUGGCAGGGAAAGCAUCUCGCCGGCUCGAACCUCCCUGACGUCAUUUGAAGCAGUAGAAGAAGCAGACAUCAUUCACUGGAUAAAUGAUCCAAAUGGACUCGGUCGCCUCAGUCGCAGCAGCAGUGCCAAUGGCCCAGAGUUGUAUUCUGCAUCUGAGAAACCAGAAUUGUACAACGGCCGUACUUUAUUGGUCCUCACUUCCAGUGGUCCCUGGUGGUCUCGGGGAUUCGAUCUAGAGUCAUGUGAGGAAGAUCUUGCCCGAUUUGGAAUCCAGAUUCCACCGGAAGAUUACAAGCUGCCCAUUCAAGCAUCACUGAUGAGCUCAGAAGUAAGAAGAUACAUGUACUUCAGUUCCAGUGGCUUCCUGAUGCUGCUCGCCCCAGUAUUCUACCUGGCCACCUGGUGCUGCCUGUUCUCCACCUUCCACCUCUACCUGAGCCAGUAUCUGAAGAGCUUCUUCUGGGCUUUCUGCUUGCUAAUCAGUACCGUCGCUGUGCUCCUCACCACGGCCCUGCUUCUCAUACUGCGCUGGCACAACAAAAAGAUCAAUGUGAACACAGAUGUACGUCUCAUGUGGGCCAAUGAGAACCUCGCAAAGCACAACAUCUUGGUCGGAGCAUUGGAUGUGACAAGAUAUUGCACAAGUGUACUACAUCUCUGCUUCAUUUAUUUCAACAUCAGGGAAUGCGAGAGGAGACUGGCUUCUCUGCUGGAAGCAAGACAUCACUCAGGUCCUGGGCUCCAGUCCUUUCUGCAUCAGAAGCUGGGACAUCUCUGCAUCGUCAUAGAAACAAGUCAAGUCAGUCCUCUGAAUGACAUGGAUGCAGGGUCUGAAGAAGCUCCACUGUUACCAGGGAACGGCGAUGGCACUCUGAGUAAUGGCAGUCAGCAACCACAGCAUGUUUUUAACACUUUGACCUGCCUAGUCCCCAAAGGCACAUCUGAGGAAAUAGCUUAUCAGCUGCUGGUCACAUACAGUGGAUUUUAUGUAAAGCUCCUUGUCAUGAACCAGCUUCCUCGCACCAGGGCUUCCAUUCACACAGAAGAUGCACACAUCCCUUGUCUUUGUCAGUACAUUGAGACCUCAAUACUGAACCUACCAAGCUGUGAAUCAAAUUAAUCACCUCAGCUGUGAACUUCAGACGUUUAUCAACUCUGAAACAUUGCGCAGGUAACAAUAUUGGACUUUGAACAACAACCAUGUUAAAACCGUGAUCAGGUCGGCUGAAUGCAGUUGUUUCUUAAACUUGUCAGGAUAUCCAUGAAAAUCAUCUGUUGAUCAGCUGCCCAUAUACUGACAGGCAAUGACUUUCACAUCUCAUCAAGAAGUAUGGCUGGAGUUUACUCAGACUUUGCGCUUUGCAAUGUUUGUCCAAAGUUGUUACACAUUCAUUGGGUAGAGCAUUUGGAAAUGCUGGUUCAUCUUCCCCUGCUCUCCUUCCAUCUUUUCCCUUCCAACCCCCACCAUCACCGCCCAACUUCUCCUCCGCUGCCCUGUACUGUACCCAACAGGUGGCAUUGCUCAGUUUCCAAUCCAUUGAUAUUUAUUGAUGGACAACUGCAGGUAAAACAGUGAACAGCUUUGACAGAAUUGAUUAAAGCGAACCUUGCAGUGGCAGGAGAGUUGAUACAACAACAAAGCACCAAUUGGCAAACAAACAAGAGGGGAGUUGGGUUUUAUUAAAUGGCAGAAAUGCACUAUCUGAAAGGGCAGUGACAAGCAGCAAUUUCUUAAGGGGGGGGGGUGGGGGGGUAGUUUUAUGUCUGUGUGAAGAGAUCAGACCAGAGGGUGUCUAGUUGGAUCAGAGAGUGAGUGCAAUACUCUAUCCUGUUUUCUUUUAUAACUCAAUGAACCUGUGAUUUAUGCCCAGCAACCCAUGGUGCGAAGCCCUUUCCCAUGGAGUCUGUAUAGGUAGACCUGAAAAUAUAGUGGCUCUAUUGGUUGAGUUCAUUUACUGUGCAAACAACUUAAAUUUCUAUACCAAAAAAAAUAUUUUCUUUUCAAAGUAUAAAGAUUUUUUAAAAAGAUACAAACUGCUGCAAAGGUUUAGCUUUAAUUUGUUAAGAGAUUAUUUAAUGGCAUGCGGAAGACAAUUGGGUAAUUCAAUUGUGAAUAGCAAGAUUUUCGGGAGAGUUGGUGUGCUUCUAGCAAAGUAUGAGCUCCCCUGGAUUUUAGUCUGAAAUAAAGUGCUUUUGUAUUUUAAGAGCAGCAGUAUUAUUUUUAAAUUGCUCUGUUGUAAGAUUUGAGUUUGGGCGUGUACGUUUUACCAAGCAGCAUCACGUGACUGGGUGUGCAGAUACCUGUAUAGUUACACACUGGGCAAAUAGUGAACUAUUGAAGAGAUGGCGCAAGACCAUGGAUUCAGGCAGCGAUGCAGAUAAACAUCAAGCAACACAUGGCCUUUGCCCAGUUACCCAGGCUGCACCCAAAUAGCUCCAAACAGAUUCAACUUUCUUAAUUAGUGUCACAAUUUACAACCAUCUCACUUGAUACUUUCUAUUUAAAGAAAGAUUCAACAGUGAAUGAGGGGAGAGUGGAUUUCCCUGCAUUUAUUUGCAUUAAGGUGCAGCGAGUCAUAGAAUAAUACAGCAUGGAAACAGGCCCUUCGGCCUAACUGGUCCAUGCUGACAACAGCAUCCUCCCUGCUAGUCCCAGUUGCCUGCAUUCGGCCCAUAACCUUCCAAUCCCCUCCCCUCCAUGUACCUAUCCAAAUGCCUCUUCAAUGUUGCAAUUGUACCCACCUCAACCACUUCCUUUGGCAGCUCAUUCCAGGUACUCCCCGCCCUCUGUGUAAAGAAGUUACCUCUCAGUUCUUUUAAAUCUCGCCCCUCUUAUCUUGUAUCUGUGCCCUCCAGUUUUGGACUGCCCAACCCUGAGGAAAAGACCAUAACCGUCUACCUUAUCCAUUCCCCUCAUGAUUUUCUAAACCGAUGAGCUCACCCUCAUUCUCCUUCUCUCCAAGGAAUAAAGAUCCAGUGUGGCCAACCUCUCCCUGUAACUCAGGCCUUCUAGUCAAGGCAGCAUCCUCGUAAAUCUUUUCUGCACCCGCUCCAGCUUGACAAUGUCUUUCCUCUAACAGGGUGACCAAAACUGUACACGAUGCUCAAAGUGCCACAGAAGUAUAGGAUAAUUGUGGGUUUUAUUUACAGUAUGCAAGGCCAGUAUUUAUUGACAGUCUCUAGUUAUCCAGGAUGAUGGUGAUCCAGCUUAUUGGUAACCACUGUUGUCUCUGUGGUAAAUGUUCUUCCGCUAUGCUUUUGGGUACCGAUUUCCAGGAUCCAGUUUGGUCAUGUUGUGGAGAGUGAGAAGAUUGCCAAAGGAUACAGUGGGAUAUAGAUCAGUUGCAGAUAUGGGCAGAGAAAUGGCAGAUGGAGUUUAAUCCAGCCAAGUGUGAGGUGUUGAGCUUUGGGAGAUCAAAUGUAAAGGGACAGUACACAGUUAAUGGCAAGACCCUUAGCAGUGUUUAUGUACAGAGGGAUUUUGGGGUCCAAGUCCAUAGUUUCCUGAAAGUGGCUGCAUAGGUCGAUCAGGUGGUGAGAAAGGCAUAUGGCAUGCUUGUUUAGUAAAGCAUUAGUCAAGGCACUGAGUUCAAGAGUCAGGAAGAUAUAUUGCAGCUUUAUAAAUCUCUAGUUAGGCCACAUCUGGAGUGUUGCAUUCAGUUCUAGUUGCCCCAUUAUGGGAAGGAUGUGGAGGCUUUGGAGAGCUGCAGAAGAGGUUUACCAAGAUGCUGCCUGGAUCAGAGGGAAUGUGCUACAAGAAGGGGCUGGACAAACUUGAGUUGUUUUCUCUGGAGCAUCAGGGGCUGGGGGGAGACCUGACAGAAGUUUAUAAGACACAAGAGGUGGAUAUAAACAGCUGGUAUCUUCCACCCCCGCCCCCCCCCGAUCAAAAUGUUUAACACUAGAGGGCAUACAUGUAAAGUGAGGGGGGCAAGUUCAAAGGAGAUGCGUGGGGCAUGUUUUUUUAAAAAACACGGAGAGUGGUGGGUGCCUGGAAUGCAGUGCCGGGGGAGUGGUGGAGGCAGAUACGAUAGAGGCGUCCAAGAGGCUCUUCACAUGAAUUUGCAGAGAACAGAAGGGUAUGGACAUCGUGGACAGAAGGGAUUAGUUUAGUUAGGCAUUUAAUUACUAGCUUAAUUACUAGUUCAGCUCAACAUUGUGGGCUGAAGGGCCUAUUCCAAUUCUAUGUUCUACACUUAAGUAAUUAAGGAAUAGCAACAGAUUACCACAUUAGGGUGGUGUGGAUCUGGACAGAAACAUGCAGGUAGCAGUCAUUACAAAUCAUCUGCCCCCUUUGUCCUUCAUGGUAAAGGAGCUCAUUUUGUUAACACCAGAAAAAAAAAUUCACUUUAACACCAUGUAGACUUAAAGCUAGUCAUUGCAUCACAAUAGAGUAAUACAACGUGGAAACAGGCCCUUCAGCCCAACUGGUUCAUGCUGAUCAAGAUUCCCAACUAAGCUAGUCCUAUUUGCCACAUUUUGGCCCAUAUCCCUCUUAACCUUUCCUACCCACGUACCUGUCAAAGUACCUUUUAAAUGUUGUUAAUGUAGCUGCCUCAAACACUUUCUCCAGCAGCUUGUUCCAUACACCGACCAGCUCUGGGUGAAAAAAUUGCCCCUCAGGUUCCUAUUAAAUCCCUCCCCUCUCACCUUAAACCUGUGCCCUCUAAGUUCUUGAUUCACUAAUCCUGCAGAAACUGUGCACAUUGACCCUAUCUAUACCCGUCGUGAUUUUAUACACAUCUAUAAUAUCACCCCUCUUUCUCCUAUGCUCCAGUGAAAAAUGUCCAAAACAGCUCAACCUCCCUCAACAAGUCAGUCCCUCAAGUCCCAGCAACAUCCUCAAAAACCUCCUUUGCACUCUUUCCGGGUUAAUUGCAUCUUUCCUAUAGCAGGACAACAAAAACAACACAAUAUGCCAAAUGCAGCCUCACCAAUGUCUUGUGUAAUGACUUAACAUACUUCAGGAAAGUAAUGCAAGAAAUAGCUGCCAAUUUGCAUAUAACAAGCUCCCAACAUGAGCAGAUUAUCUUUAAUGAUAUUGGUUUAUCGAUAUAUCUAGGUUUUGGCCACAGGGAGAACUUUCCUGCUCUACAAUAGGGCUAUGAAAACUUCUCGUCUACCACAGAGGGUGAACUGAAAUGCUCCACCCACUUGCACUGGAAAUAUUGACUAUUGGAGUCCACAGAGUUAGAGUUGAACCGAUGUCAGUACGGGAUCAACCAAGAAACAGUUAACACCAUUUACCAGGAUAUCUGCAAAAUCACAAUCAAGACACUCCUUCAAAAGGAUUUAGUCUGGGUCACUAAUGCAAAUAUCAAAUUCAUCUACACCACACCUUGCAGCAUGCUGGGUCUUCAGCUGCCUGGCACUGGAAUGCCAUCCCUACCCAUUUCUACUUCUCUCCUGAGACAAUUCCUCCUUUAAAAUCUACCUAUUUGGCCACAUCAUAGUCAUGCAGCACAGAAACAGGCCCUUCUGCCAUCAUAUUCAUGCUAUCCCAUUAUUUUCACUCACAUCUGCAUCCCCACUCACCUACAUUGAAGUUUACAGCAGCCAAUUAAUCUAUCAACCGGUGAGUCUUUGGCAUGUGGGAGGCAACCUGAGCACCCGGAGGAAACCCACAGACAGGGAGAAAACUGGGAGAACAUGCAGAUUCCACACAGAAAACACCCAAGGCCAGGAUCAAACCUAGUCUCUGGAGCAGUGCAGCAACAGUCUUAACUGCUGUGCCUGCCUUUGAUA
Messenger RNA from Pristis pectinata (smalltooth sawfish), 6359 nucleotides. It is a transcript of the gene tmem268, whose product is annotated as transmembrane protein 268. Bases 601 to 1734 code for a protein of 377 amino acids. The transcript has 10 exons. The record is from RefSeq and is a predicted model, not a curated record. Lineage: Eukaryota; Metazoa; Chordata; Chondrichthyes; Rhinopristiformes; Pristidae.